Cladophialophora bantiana CBS 173.52 is the source of this 921-nucleotide messenger RNA. RefSeq lists its product as uncharacterized. The transcript has a single exon. The coding region runs from base 1 to 921 and encodes 306 amino acids. The record is from RefSeq and is a predicted model, not a curated record. NCBI's taxonomy places the organism in Eukaryota, Fungi, Ascomycota, Eurotiomycetes, Chaetothyriales, Herpotrichiellaceae.
AUGCAUUUGACAACCAUUGUGGCCUCAGCUUUGUUGCUGUUGGCUGAGGCGGACAUCAUUUCGGCCAAAGCCGUUUUGCAUCUGCCCAACGCGAUCAGAAGGAGAAAUACCUGGGAGGGGAUGGAGAGAGAUGCCGACAGAAUCUUCCGACGAGACCCGCAGUCCUCGACCGGCUCACUCUCAGUGGCCGCACCAACGACAGCAUUGAACGAAACAAUUGCGACGGCUUGCGUCAAUGCUCUCAAAACACUCAGCUCGGUCGAGAACGCAGCUGGCCUCGCCGCGUGCUACAACAUCUUGCAAUACGACAGCAAACAAGGUGCCUUUGAGGCCGACCUCCGACUCUAUCAGAUGUUUCAGCCAACAGGCAACUUCGAAAAUGUGCCUGUCAACGACAUCAUGAUCAGCUUGACGUAUCCCACCAGCACCACGUUCCAGUCGUUGACCAAGCGGAGGAAGCGAGAUGUCGAGGCGCGACAAAACAGCAUGGCCGAGGUGCAACAAUACACCCUCUUUGGCACGUUUGAGAAGAGCCUGAACCUUGCCAUGUUGAACGACACUCAAAUCAUGUCGCUGAUGCUGCCGGACAUCAAGCUGAACGCGGCCAACUCUCAAAUGCCCAUCAUGGCCAAUGUCAGCGCGGCCGACGGGGCAUGGUUCGUGAUUGGGCAAUUCAAGGACGAAUUCAAAGGGGGGCUCGUCGGCCCAACCGUUGCCGCCGCAGCAAUCACCGCUGCUGUUCCUUUCGUCUUGCCCGGGACGAGCCUAGGCAUUUUCCCCACGGGGUUGAUUGUCACCUGUGCCUGGACAUUCUUGUUCUUUCUGGCAUAUGGACUGGGCACCAUUGGCCGGAUCCAAUAUAGAAGUGUGUAUAGAAAGAGAAAGGCGGCUCAGGCCGGUCGAACUGGCAAGAGGAUAUAG